AUGUCCACUUUCCUAGUCACUCUUGCUACCGGUCAACAGGGCAGAGCAACAAUCGCGGCUCUGCUUAAAGGUGGUGCCAAAAUACACGCUGUGGUCCGAGACCCAACCAAGCCGGCCGCUCGUGAGCUUGAAAGUCAAGGCGUCGUCCUAUUCAAGGGUAGCAACGAGGAUAUCGAUGUCUUCCGCAAUGCAGCUAAGGGAUGCAAAGGCGUCUAUCUCAAUCUCGUUUCGUGGCCAGACAAUUUGGACCCGGGUCGACAGGCAGCAGAUAUCCUUAAAGUUUGCAAGGAAGCCGGGAUAGAGCACGUUGUAGCCUCUACCUCGGGAUGGGUAGGCAGUAGAGAAAAAUGGGAUAAUCCUCUUAACAGGAGCGAGUGGCUGAAGGGGUUUUGCAAGAACGAUGCCCUUGUUGAAGAUGCGGUUCGUCGCUCAGGAAUCAGGUAUCUCACGAUACUUCGUCCGUUUUGGUUCCAUUCGAACUACCUUCCACCCGUCGUCCAAGUGUUUUAUCCGGAACUCGUCGAGGGAGGAGAACUGGUCCACUCGUUCAAGCCGGGAGUUGUUUUCCCACAUAUCAAUGUAGAUGACAUCGGGCGGUUCGCAGCUAUGGCACUCUUUGAUCCAGCUACAUUUGACGGCGAGGAAAUUGAAUUAGCCAGUCAGAAUCUCACAAUAGAGGAUGUGGCCAAUGCGAUUGCGAAAGCUACAGGAAAGCAUAUUGCGGUUCGGGCUCGAACACUCGAAGAAACGGACGACACGAAUCCGAUUGUAGCAUGGCACCUCUGGGCCAAUGCGGUUGAUCUAACAGUUGAUUUGGAUACGAUUGAACAAAAAUACAAAUUCCGCUUCACGACACUCCAAGAGUAUUUAAUCCAAGAGAGAGAACAGCUGAAGAUAUUAGUAUAA
Molecule: messenger RNA, 906 nt
Organism: Daldinia decipiens
Lineage: Eukaryota; Fungi; Ascomycota; Sordariomycetes; Xylariales; Hypoxylaceae
Product: NAD(P)-binding protein
Exons: 1
Coding region: 1-906 (301 amino acids)
Source: RefSeq, a predicted model, not a curated record